Messenger RNA from Venturia canescens, 3522 nucleotides. Its product is annotated as solute carrier family 22 member 5-like. Gene Ontology annotation, biological process: transmembrane transport. Gene Ontology annotation, molecular function: transmembrane transporter activity. NCBI's taxonomy places the organism in Eukaryota, Metazoa, Arthropoda, Insecta, Hymenoptera, Ichneumonidae. Gene Ontology annotation, cellular component: membrane. The coding region runs from base 410 to 2086 and encodes 558 amino acids. The record is from RefSeq and is a predicted model, not a curated record. The transcript has 12 exons.
CACAUCACAAAGUGCGCUCGUCGUAGGCGGAUCGCCGUCAUUUUAAUCCAUACGCGCGCGUUCGACGCUAGAAUAGUGUUUCGUUGAAACUUCAUACAAUUAAUAAAUUAAAAAGACUUACGAAUGCUUUCGAUUAACCAAAAAAAAAUUGUAUUUUAUUCGUGGGAUAUCAUAUUGUGUUUAUGGACUUUUCGCUAGAAUAUUCAACGUGCUUGCUCAGGAAAUACAAAUUUAAUCUCGUGUUCAGAGUUCUUCCAGCGAAUGAACAUCGCCCUCUCAUUAUUGAAACUGAAAUUUCGCUGCAAUUUUGUGAAAGAAGUCGAACAGUAUUCUUCAGGGCUUUUUACUUUCUUUCGAGGCUUUGGCGAAGAUCUCUAUUCCACUCUUCGCUUAGAUAAACCGAAGGAAAAUGACUCGCGCCUCCUUAAAGCCCGAGGACCAAUGCUUGCAAGAUGAAGAAACGCGACAACAGGCCAUACGAGAGAUCGACGCAAUAGGACUGUAUCAAGUCACCAUGUACUUCAUUAUUGGUAUUCCACUCAUCUUAUCGGCAGCUUACAGUAUGGGCUACACUUUUACUGCGGGCGAAGUCGACUACAGAUGCUUCGUGCCAGAGUGCGAAAAUUCAACGCAUUCGGAGUUGUAUCCGGAGUGGAUCGAUGACGCGAUACCGAAAACCAAUAGGAAAUUUGAGUCCUGUACGAGAUACGCAGUACGCGAUAGUACCAAUGGUUCGAGUACGUGCUCGGCCUCGUCCUUCACAAUGGAGAAACAAAGAUGCGACGCUUGGGUCUACGAUCCGAGUGAAAGAACGAUAUUGAACGAGUGGGACAUUACGUGCGACGAAAAUAGAUGGAAACUGGCCAUGGUCGGAACAGCGAACAACAUUGGACAGCUCAUAGGCAUGAUUUUCGCUGGAUAUAUUUCCGACAGAUUCGGUAGGAGAACGGUUUUAACAAUCUUGACGACGAUCAGUGGUGUUCUUGGAAUAAUACAAUCGUUCUCCGUCAACUAUUGGAUGUUUCUAUCUUUCGAAUUUCUGCAAGCCUGUGCAUCGUCGGGGAUGUACAGUUCAGGAUACAUUCUUGGUGUGGAAAUGGUAGGUGAGAAGCGGCGCGUGCUCGGUGGUGCAGUAAUAUCAAGUUGGUUCGGGAUGGGUGGGGUAAUUCUCGGAGCAGCCACCAUGUGGUUGAGAUCCUGGCAAUCCCAGCUUCGAUUAUUCUACAUAACUGGGGUACUCGUUAUUUUUCUACCAACGCUUGUUCCGGAAUCCAAGAGGUGGCUUGUAGCCAAUGGUAGGAUGGCCGACGUCGAAAAGAUCCACAAAAAAAUGGCAAAAAUGAAUGGAUUCAAGGUAGAUCAGGCGAAGCUCGAUAUAUACAAAGAGCUGAGUUACAGUAGCGUGCGCAAGGAAACGAGGAAAGUGCAGUCCGUCGAAGGCGUGUUGACCUUGAAAGCCUUGCAAAGACCAGUGCUGGUGGUAAGGUUGCUCGCAUGUUGUCUCUGUUGGUUGACGAACACGUUCGUUUACUACGGGCUAUCACUGAAUUCUGUUGCAAUAGCCGGCGACAAAUACACAAAUUUUAUGUUAGCAACUAUAAUUGAUACGCCAGCCAAUUUUCUGGGCUGUUAUUUGCUGAAUCGGCUUGGACGGAAACCCACGCUUUCUGCAGCAUUUCUCUGCAGUGGAACUUUCUGCCUCCUCAUUCAAUUCGUGCCAGCUGGUACCAGUUACGUCAUCCCGUUGUUGCUCUUCCUCGGAGGAAAAGGCUGCAUCUCCAUGGCCUUCUCUUCCAGCUACGUUUACACUUCGGAAAUGUUUCCAACGACGGCGAGGCACUCGCUUCUCGCUAUAUGCAGCAUGACCGGACGCAUUGGCUCGAUUUUGGCACCCCAGACGAUCCUUCUGUCUUCGGUGAUGGAGUCACUGCCGUUGAUACUUUUCGGUAGCAUGGGCAUAUUGGCGGGUACGGCAUCGCUUCUUUUCCCCGAGACUCUGGGAUGUAAACUUCCGGACACGAUCGCGGAGGCAGAAAAUAUUGGAAAACCGCUUCCGACGAAACAAUCGCCGAACAUUGUGGCGUAGGAUUUUAUUGGAGCUUUAAAAUAUGAAAGAAGCAGUUCGUCCUCGUUUUUCAGGAAUUCUCGAUAUUCGAUACGAAAUAAGCAUAUUGAAAGUUGACGAAGGAUAGAAUCUUGAAUGACGACCUACAGCUGCCGUGAAUACAAAUACAUUAACGGGCCGCAUCGUUCCCCGUUGUUCUCCCUCGAGGAUACUGAAGUGCGAUAAAUAUUCAGCCAAAUAAAGAGCUCGAAUGAGCUGGACAAAAAUGAAUUUACUCCAAUGAAAAUCAUCGUCAUCGUUGAUUCUGAUCACGGGUACAAUAUUCAUGGAACACAAUGUCGAAGUGGUUUACUCGUUGGACAAAUGGACUACGAAUUCCGUACACGUGUCAACGACCAUCAAGCUUCAUCUGCAUAAACGUCGUUCCCAUUGUCGAACAUGUGACGUAUCGCACUACCAGAAAACUAGUAUUAGCAUCGAUUGACGAGGGAUAACAUAAAAAACGAAGAGAAAAAAAAUGCAUCGACACUCGCCACUGCAAUCGAUCCUCAUCGAAGCAUUCCUCAAGUCCAUUCUACUCGACGAGCAUUCAUAGCCGCUAUAUUGACGCCAGAGAUUGUUUUUUUUUUUUUUUUUUUUUCUUUUCCAUCCACAUGUGUGUCAUUGAUUGCCACUUCACGUACUUUUUCGUAUUUUAUUUAUAUAGAAGCGAUAAAAAAAAACACUCUGAAUAAUACGCAGGCUUUGCGAAAAAAAUAUCGUUCAAGAUCGAACCAUUGGACGUUUCGAAAAGUCGUUAAAAUUUAUCUGUAACAAACUCAAUACUGCGAUCAUGAAAAAAAUAUGAUUUUCUCGGUUGAUAGUUGAGGCACGAAAUAAUGUUAUUUAGUGCUGAAGAUUUUGUUUUUGACCAAAUGCGAUUAGAAGGAAUCGUUGUAGAGUUCAUUCGAAAUUUAUUGCACAACGAAUAUUUGUUUUUUUCAUGUUAAUUAGAGGUAAUUAAGUUGCUAGAAAUUAGUGUUUUACAUAUUUUUUCUUUGUUAAGCAUUGAAUUCUUGUUCGAGCCCAUUUCAUCCCUCGAAUCCUGCUUCACUGAUUUCCCUUUUCUUGCGAGACCUCCAGUGAGCAUCGAUUCUACGAAAAGGCUGAGGAAAAUUGUGGACAGUAAAGGAAAAAUUGUCGGUCCAACUGAAUCCGACUUUGUUGGAGGAAAUGCGGCAGAUCUCAAUUUUAUUGGCGCGAAUGACGAAUAACUGACCUGCGCUCAUUCAGACCUGAAUGACAAAGUUCUUUGAUGGAUGCUUCAACUGGAUGAUCGGAGCUGAUGUUUAAAUUGCAAUGUCGAAAUUAAUGAAGCUUCACGAAUUGCUGGUUCAAGCAGUCCCAAAUAAUUUCAUCUUAUUCGUAAAAUAACUCGUAUUUCUUCAAUUGAAUAAACGGAUUCGAAGAAUCGAAAA